AGGUCCGGGGAGUCUCUCGCCGCAGCACACCCCUGUAAGUGGCGGCCAGGGCUGCGGUGGCAAACUGAGCUGUCAACUUCAGGUUGACAGUGGUGUGGCCACGACCGCAAGGGCUGUUGUUGCCGGGUGGACCUAACAGGGAUGGGCCGCUGGGGCCGGCUGCUGGUGUGGUUCGGAGCUGUGGGCGCCAUUCUCUGCUCUAGCCCGGGGUCCCAGGAGCCUUUUCAGCCGUCCUCGCCCCUGCCGCUGGCAAGUCCCGGCCCCCGGGACCCGAAAGUCAGCGCCCCGCCUAGCAUCUUGGAGCCAGCCUCCCAGCUGAAUUCUCCGGGAACCGAGGGGUCCUGGCUGUUUUCUACCUGCGGGGCCAGCGGCCGGCAUGGGCCCACACAGACACAAUGUGAUGGGGCGUACGCGGGGACCAGCGUGGUGGUGACCGUGGGGGCCGCCGGGCAGUUGAGAGGCGUGCAGCUGUGGCGCGUGCCAGGCCCUGGCCAGUAUCUGAUCUCAGCCUACGGAGCCGCGGGCGGCAAAGGCGCCAAGAACCACCUGUCGCGGGCGCAUGGCGUCUUCGUCUCAGCAAUCUUCUCCCUCGGUCUCGGGGAGUCGCUGUACAUCCUGGUGGGGCAGCAGGGAGAGGACGCCUGUCCCGGAGGUAGCCUGGAGAGCCAGCUCGUCUGCCUCGGGGAGUCUCGAGCCGUUGAAGAGCACGCGGCGAUGGAUGGGAGCGAAGAGGUCCCAGGGUCGCGGCGCUGGGCGGGAGGUGGCGGGGGUGGCGGGGGCGCCACCUACGUUUUCCGGGUGCGCGCCGGAGAGCUGGAACCGCUGCUGGUGGCGGCCGGAGGCGGCGGUCGGGCCUACCUGAGGCCGCGGGACCGAGGCCGGACUCAGGCCGCCCCCGAGAAACUGGAGAACCGCUCGGAGGCGCCUGGAAGCGGCGGGAGAGGCGGGGCGGCAGGUGGUGGGGGCGGCUGGACGUCGCGGGCUCCCUCUCCGCAGGCCGGCCGCUCACUGCAGGAGGGGGCGGAGGGCGGCCAAGGCUGCUCCGAGGCUUGGGCGACCCUUGGUUGGGCCGCGGCCGGCGGCUUCGGGGGCGGCGGCGGGGCCUGCACUGCGGGCGGAGGCGGCGGCGGCUAUCGGGGUAGGUGCACCGUUGGAGAGGGCACCUGA
Molecule: messenger RNA, 1167 nt
Organism: Piliocolobus tephrosceles (Ugandan red Colobus)
Lineage: Eukaryota; Metazoa; Chordata; Mammalia; Primates; Cercopithecidae
Product: leukocyte tyrosine kinase receptor-like
Exons: 7
Coding region: 142-1167 (341 amino acids)
Source: RefSeq, a predicted model, not a curated record